Messenger RNA from Pyrgilauda ruficollis (rufous-necked snowfinch), 1669 nucleotides. It is a transcript of the gene PPP2R3C, whose product is annotated as protein phosphatase 2 regulatory subunit B''gamma. Gene Ontology annotation, biological process: microtubule cytoskeleton organization; regulation of dephosphorylation; cortical cytoskeleton organization. Gene Ontology annotation, cellular component: centrosome; spindle. Lineage: Eukaryota; Metazoa; Chordata; Aves; Passeriformes; Passeridae. The record is from RefSeq and is a predicted model, not a curated record. The coding region runs from base 2 to 1432 and encodes 476 amino acids. The transcript is spliced from 13 exons.
CAUGUCAGGUGUGGGCAAGAAUCACCGAAGGGGGGCAGAGUCGCGCCGCUCAGGGCAGCGCGCAUGCGCGUGCGUGCGGAUGGACUGGGAGCGGAGGCUGCGGGCCCGCCUGGCCGCGCGCCGUGCGCCCAAAAAGAGUGAACAAGAGCUGAAGGAUGAAGAAAUGGAAUUGUUCACAAAAUAUUACAUGGAAUGGAAAGGAGGGAAAAAAAGUGACAAUAUGUCAUAUGCAAACAUACCUCGAUUUUACUACAGGCUGCCAGCUGAAGAUGAAGUCUUGCUUCAGAAAUUAAGAGAAGAAUCUCGAGCUGUCUUUCUGCAAAGAAAAAGUAGAGAACUGUUGGAUAAUGAAGAGCUGCAGAAUCUAUGGUUUCUACUGGACAAACAUCAGACAUCACCAAUGAUUGGGGAAGAAGCAAUGAUUAAUUAUGAGAACUUCUUGAAAGUUGGUGAAAAAGCCGGACCAAAAUGCAAGCAAUUCUUUACAGCGAAGAUCUUUGCCAAAUUACUCCAUAAUGAUCCUUAUGGGAGAAUAUCUAUCAUGCAGUUUUUCAAUUAUGUCAUGCGAAAAGUAUGGCUUCAUCAGACAAGAAUAGGUCUCAGUUUAUAUGAUGUGGCAGGACAAGGCUACCUCAGAGAAUCAGAUUUAGAAAACUAUAUUUUGGAACUCAUCCCUACUUUGCCACAACUGGAUGGCUUAGAAAAAUCCUUUUACUCCUUUUAUGUCUGCACAGCAGUUAGAAAGUUCUUCUUCUUUCUGGAUCCUCUCAGAACAGGGAAGAUAAAGAUACAGGAUAUUUUAGCUUGCAGCUUCCUGGAUGAUUUACUGGAGUUAAGGGAUGAAGAACUUUCUAAAGAAAGUCAGGAAACAAAUUGGUUUUCUGCUCCUUCUGCAUUAAGAGUUUAUGGUCAGUACUUAAACCUUGAUAAAGAUCACAAUGGCAUGCUCAGCAAAGAAGAGCUGUCCCGAUAUGGAACAGGCACUCUGACCAACAUAUUUUUGGAUCGUGUCUUUCAGGAAUGCUUAACUUAUGAUGGUGAAAUGGACUAUAAAACCUACCUGGACUUUGUGCUUGCAUUAGAAAACAGAAAGGAGCCUGCAGCUCUGCAAUAUAUUUUCAAACUGCUUGAUAUUGAGAACAAAGGACACCUGAAUGUCUUUUCCCUUAAUUAUUUCUUUAGGGCUAUUCAGGAACAAAUGAAAAUUCAUGGACAAGAACCAGUUUCUUUUCAGGAUGUCAAGGAUGAAAUCUUUGAUAUGGUGAAGCCUAAGGACCCUUACAAAAUCUCCCUUCAAGACUUGAUCAAUAGCAGUCAAGGAGACACUGUUACCAGCAUUCUGAUCGAUCUGAAUGGGUUCUGGACCUACGAGAACAGAGAGGUCCUUGUGGCAAGCGACAGUGACAGCACUGCUGAUGGUGAUGAUACGUGACUUCAAAUGGGAGCAGGCUGUAUCCACAGAGAUCUCAAUCUGAUGGCCAACUGUUGGAAACUGGAAACAUUCAUUAUCUGAGUUAACUCCUCUUCCAUUUUACUUCUCUCUCUUCCUCCUUUGCCCCCACAUCUGAUAUAAAAUGCGGUUCACACGCCAAUCACAGAAGUAAUUUUUGAAAUGCUGUUUAAGAGGCAAAAGUAACCUUUUUUAAAAAAUAAAUAUUUUUGGACUUUU